This is a messenger RNA of Oryza sativa Japonica Group (Japanese rice), 2562 nucleotides long. RefSeq names its product phospholipase A1 PLIP1, chloroplastic. Gene Ontology annotation, biological process: lipid metabolic process. Lineage: Eukaryota; Viridiplantae; Streptophyta; Magnoliopsida; Poales; Poaceae. The record is from RefSeq and is a predicted model, not a curated record. Gene Ontology annotation, molecular function: glycerophospholipid phospholipase A1 activity.
GACCCCCAUCCCCCGUUCCCCCCGGAUUCUCCCGUGCUCCAUCGGACGCACGGGCUCACCGCCCCCCGCCCCUCCUCUCCACCAAGAAACUAACCAACGCAAACGCCAACCACCGCCGCGCCAAUCGCCUCUUUCGUUGCCCUCGCCGCCGGCGGCGACAAGGAAGGACACAGAGGGAGGCACCUGUUCUCAUGGUGGCGAGCGUCGCCGCGGCGCACGCGGCCGCGGCGUCGGCCGGGGGGAGGCGGGCGAGGAGGGAGCCGGCGUCGAUGCACGCCGGGAUCAGGCGGUCGCGGUCCGAGCCGCACCUCCGGUGCUCUCGCCGCGGGGGUGCGGCCGGCGCGGCGCUCACCACGAGCCGGUCCAUCGGCGUGUUCCCGUUCCAGUUCGGCGCCGCGCCGCUGCGCACGCCGCCGCUCCCCGACGGCGGCGGCGACGGGUCGCGGCUGCUCACCGUCGCCGGGCCCGACGACGAGCCCGACGACGCCCCCGGGCCGGAAAUGCCGGCGGCCAGGCGGCGGCCCGACGCCCACUGGCUCGACCGCCUCCUCGAGCUCCGGUCGCGCUUCCACGACCCGACCAAGCGCCACUCCUCCGACAACAAUGGCCUCAUCUUCCAAGACGACGACGACGACGACGACGUCUACCACCUCGACGGCGACGACGGCUGCGGCGUGAACUACGAGGACGACGACGAGCAAGUGGAUGACAGGUGGGACCGGGAGUCCUUCAGCAAGCUGCUGGCGCGGGCCCCACUCGGCGAGGCACGGCUGUUCGCGCAGCUGGCCUUCCUCUGCAACAUGGCUUACGUCAUCCCGGAGAUCAAGGUUGAGGAGCUGAAGAAAUACUACGGAUUGCGGUUCGUCACGUCGUCGCUGGAGAAGAAGGCCGAGGCCGGCGAGAUCCGCUCCAAGCUGGACGUCGACUCCACGCGGCCGCGCGCCGCGCCGGCGUGCGAGGCGGCGGCGGCGACCACCUCGGGGCCGCAGCCGCGGCGGCCGAUCCGGUCGCACCUGGCCUACGAGGUGGCCGCGUCGGCCGCGUCGUACGUGCACGCGCGCGCGCGCGGCCUGCUCUCGUUCGGCGGCGCCGGCGGGCAGCAGCCGCGGGCGGAGGAAGGAGGGCACGGCCGGCUUUACAACUCCGGCGUGGCGGCGUACGUGGCGGCGUCGACGGUGACGGCGGUGGUGGCCGCCGAGGACGAGGCGCGGCAGGAGGCCGCGCGCGACCUGCGCUCGCCGCUGUCCUCGCCGUGCGAGUGGUUCGUUUGCGACGAGGCCGACGCGCGCACCCGCUGCUUCGUCAUCCAGGGCUCCGACUCGCUCGCAUCAUGGCAAGCCAACCUCCUCUUCGAGCCCACCAUGUUCGAGGAGACAGGGGUGCUGGUGCACAGGGGCAUCUACGAGGCGGCGAAGGGCAUCUACGAGCAGCUGAUGCCGGAGAUCGCGGCGCACCUGGCGGCGCACGGCGAGCGGGCGCGGCUGCGGCUGACCGGCCACUCCCUCGGCGGCAGCCUGGCGCUUCUGGUGAGCCUGAUGCUGGUGGCGCGCGGGGUGGUCGGCCCGGAGGCGCUGCUCCCCGUGGUCACGUUCGGCGCGCCGUCCGUGUUCUGCGGCGGGCAGCGCGUGCUGGACGCGCUCGGCGUCGGCGAGGGCCACGUUCGCUCCGUCGCCAUGCACCGCGACAUCGUGCCACGGGCCUUCUCCUGCCGCUACCCCGGCCACGCCGUCGCGCUCCUCAAGCGCCUCAACGGCGUGCUCCGCAACCACCCCUGCCUCAACAACCAGAGGAUGCUGUACACGCCGAUGGGCACGACGUACAUCCUGCAGCCGGACGGCGCGGCGUCGCCGCCGCACCCGUUCCUGCCGGAGGGGGCGGCGCUGUUCCGGCUGGACCCGGAGGGGCGAGCCGAGCGGCCGGCGAGGCACGUGGUGGCGAGCGCGCUGCGGGCGUUCCUCAACUCGCCGCACCCGCUGGAGACGCUGAGCGACCUGUCGGCGUACGGCUCCGAGGGCGCCAUCCUCCGCGACCACGAGUCCAGCAACUACUUCCGGGCGCUCAACGCGCUCACCAGGGUGCCGCGCCGCCGGAAGCAGCCGGAGAUCGUGUGGCAGCUGCCCGGCGUCGAGCGGCUGCAGCAGUAUUGGUGGCCGGGGAUCGCCGGCACCGUGUUCCCGGCGGCGCCGCCGGUGUCGGUCCGGAACAAGGAGCUGGUCUCCGAGGCCUGAGUCGCUCGGCAUUGAUCGCCAUUUGUUUUUGCUCGCUUGAGCAAGAGUGUACAUUCUUUGGGUUCUUUUGGUUCUUUGGUUGGUUCAUCGAAUCGUACAUACAAAAGGGUAUAGCCUCUCUCUUUGUUGUAGGUUUUUUUUUCUUUUUUUUUCAUGUGUAAAUUUGUAAGGAAAUGGUAGUAGUGCCUGUCCCGGUGGCUUGCGAAGCUCUGCAGGCUGCUGAAUAAAAAUGGCAACUGUUCUUGCCAUGGGUUCAUGUGGUAUAGUGAACUCAUGUAAAUCUGCUGCUUCGAUGAGGAAUGAAAUUUUAUAUUACGGAUUUUAGUGCUGGCAA